Pomacea canaliculata is the source of this 2054-nucleotide messenger RNA. RefSeq lists its product as uncharacterized. The transcript has 3 exons. Bases 98 to 1108 code for a protein of 336 amino acids. Lineage: Eukaryota; Metazoa; Mollusca; Gastropoda; Architaenioglossa; Ampullariidae. The record is from RefSeq and is a predicted model, not a curated record.
GUUAAAUAGAUAACAAGGAACAGUCACUCUCGUUGCAGGUUGCUUAUGGUUUAUUAAAUAGUUUGAUUCUUUACGGGCAGGGCACUUGUCGUUAGAAAUGCGUCUUUAUUCUCUUUGUCGUGUACUUUUGUAUCUGGUAGUUGGCUGUGGGGUAGUGGAACUUUUCAUAUUGAAUAUUGUAAUUAUUUACACUUUUAUAUCUCUGAAGCAGGAGUUUAAUGAAGUUUUUAAAAGUUCGUCAGACUUAUCUGUAAUUGACAAACUUCUCCAAAGGCCUCUGUUCCGGGACCUGAUUUACCACGGAAAGAACGGCGGAUUUCUUUCUUUGCUUCAGGAAACCCUUGAAAGAGUUUACAUUGUUUCAGAACCGUGUAGGUCUGCCUCAAAAGAUGCUCAUUUUCAACGUCAGAUCAGCUAUCUCGGCUUUGACGUUUCUAGCGCUGGAGAGGCAAAUUACUUACAAAAACGAAUUCAGUCAAGGGCCAGCCUCUUUUCUGAUCAUUACAUGUUACUGAUAGUUGACAUCGGAGCGAACGAUGGGUUAAUGUCAAGCAACUCGUUUAAUUUUAUACAGCUGGGUUGGAAUGCGACGCUUGUUGAACCACAGGUGGCUGAACUUAAUUUGGCAAAAACCAACAUUGAAAGGUAUGUAGAUCCCUACAAUGAGAACAAGCAGAUAGUAAGAUUUGUAAACUGUGUCAUCGGGGAUCAUGAUGGUUUAGAGGAUUUUGUGCUGCAAGGAUCCUCUCUAGGCAUGGAGAGCCAUGUUUAUGAUCCUCGGCGAGCUGCCUAUGAGGCCAAAAGGGGAACUGACACUGGCAGUCAGCUGAUUGUCAAAGUACAGAGUAUGACUGUGCCAACCUUCGCAAACAAGUACAAAAUUCCUGUAAAUUUUGGAAUAUUGUCUAUUGAUGCAGAAGGAUUUGGAGACAGGAUUCUUCACCAGUGGAUAGACAAUGGGUUCAGACCAGCAUAUAUAUUGUAUGAGCAACUACGCAAUAAAGAACCACUGAGCAGUACUGUUGAAUAUCUGCAAGAAAACAGUUACAGGUUUUUAACUACACGAGGCUGGAACCAUAUUUUUGAGCACAAGCAUUUGGAAGAAUGAGGCUUUUUUUGAAAUUUGGUAUAAAAGUGAAGAAGAACAGAGAAUUGGUAAAUAGGGUGAGCGAAUGCUGUAAUUUUAUGGGUUUCUUAUCAUUCCAUUGUACAAGAAAGAUUUUUUGAAAGACUUCUAGAGCUGCGCCUUUGUCACUCCAUUUACAAAUAUUUAUAUUUUUCCACAUAUAUUGCCAUUUUAUUGCUGUGCAAAAGAAAAUAAUUGUGCUUAUGUUAUGUUGUUACCAACGUGCAGCACUGAAAUAAGCUUGCCAGUUCGGAGACUGAGAUGUAAAAUUGGAAGCUACAGCUGUUUCAUUCUGAGGGGUGAAGGAAUGCGUAAAAUAAAAGUUCUUGUAAAUACUUAUGCUAUAUUUUAAACCACUUGUGGGACCUAUUAUGCAAAAAUAAUUAUUUUGUAAGCUUUUGGAGACCAAACUGCCAGCAUUUACCUUGGCUAUUCCACUUGAUCAUAUUGUUUUAAGAUCAGUAGACUGUCAUUAACUAUGUACCAAUAUGUUUUUAUACAUCUGGGUGGGAGCAGGUGUAAAUUCCAGAGAAGAUGUUCUCCAAGUAGUGUUGCAGAAUGUGAGUAAAUGUAUUAAUUUGCAGCGUUGUUGCUCUUUCUAAGUUAGUCAUUUUAUUGUGCUCUUAUUUAUACAGACUUUCUAAAAUAUAUUGGCUCUCUUUGAUCUCUUGAUCAUAUGUAUACAACAUAUCAGUGUUCCAAGUCAGUUCUCACUCAGUGUCUUUUAAAAUUAUUUUUGAAUAAUAUUACUGUGAGCUAAGCUCAGGAAUAACUUAAAAAACAUAAAUUUAAUGGAAUGUUAUUUACCUAUUAACAGCCAAGUCUGCAUUAAAUUUUGCACGUUGAGUAUGCAAAUGUGUUAUUUAAAAUAUGUCUCGUUAGAGUUUGGCAGCUGGACAUAACAGACUAAUAAAAUAAUUAAAUAUGA